Messenger RNA from Astrephomene gubernaculifera, 3243 nucleotides. Lineage: Eukaryota; Viridiplantae; Chlorophyta; Chlorophyceae; Chlamydomonadales; Astrephomenaceae. The record is from the annotation of a GenBank genome assembly.
CUCUUAAGAGAGGCGUCACGGAAAUGGUGAAUUAUAGGCCACCUUCCGCGCCAGCACCCGUGGACGCGCCUGUAGACCAGGGCACGGGAAACGUCGGUACGCAAACGAGCUACAUCAACCAACAUACAGGGACACAAACAACUGUUCCAGAGCAACCUGCAUCCCAACAUCAAGUAACGCAAACUUUAAGUUGUCGAACUAAGGACAGCCAUACGCAGACGACAGACCUGUCCUCUGUGCAGCGGACUACCCUGGAAAGCGAAACUCAAACAGGUGGACAAUCCUUGCGUGCUGCUGAGACACAGACUACCACAGUAAACUCCGUCGAAAGGGGCUGCUGAGCCAUCUUCUGAACGCCGUGCCCAGUCGAGCGCUGCUCUAGCUUGACCUCCAGCAUUUUGCCAUCUUAGGACACAGUCGACUUGGCCACGCGUGGACCCAUUUCACCUAUGGAGGAUGAAGCUGCUAUUAAUUGCCUGGUCGGCUUGCCGACCGCGGACCAGCGCCGAGCAGCAACAGCUAUCUUGCGCACGGAUGUGCUUGCAGCGGUGCGCGCCCUGGCCGGCUGCCAGCGUUGUGGUUUCGUGGAGCAAGUCCUCUCCGCCUUCGACCCAUCCACAUUGGUUACAAACUCCUCUUUAACCUACAACCAUAACUCUGCAGCCACAUCGUGGGACAAUGCCUCCCACCCGACGGCUCCAAGCGUGAUGCCCCCAGCACAGUUGCUGGCGCUACUAUCGGCCAGCGGGAACCCAUCUGAGCUGGUCGGGCUGCUCCAGUUUGCAUGGCGGGAUCCGGCGCAUGGUGGCAGUGGCAGCCCGGAAGCACCGCCAAGCGGCGGCAGCGGUAGCAGCAGCAGUGGUGGCUUGUUGGCCCUAAGUGACUCGCUGCUCGGCAAUACGCGACUGCUGCGGCGCUUCCUGACGCAGUCGCUGGGCGUCAUGCAGGCUCUGUCUGAGGAGUUGGGCGACUGCCGCCGCCACGCGGGCUGCCCCGGCCCCUCCGAGCUGGCCGCCUCGCUGGCCCGCCUGCACACGCAGCGGCGCCACACGCGGGAGCGGCUGGCGGCGUGGGGCGUGCUGAUGCUGGGGGAUAGCGGCGGCGGGCAGCAGCAGGAGGGGGAGGAAGAGGGGCAGCAGGAGGGCGAGCCGCAUGGGGGCCGGCAGCAACGGGGCGGCCAGGAACUGACACGGCAGCAGGAAGAGGAGCGGCCGGUGGAAGGGAGUGGUGCGAAGGGGGCGGUGAAGGAGGCUGGAGGAGGGGGCGGGGCAGAGGAGGAGGGUGGCGGUGAUGAUCCGCAGGUGGCACUGGCCAUUCGGUUGAGCCUACAGGAGGCAGCAGCAGCGGCAGCAGAGGAGGGGGAAGAGGAAAGAACGGGUUCUGCCACCACCAGCAGCAGCACCCCGCCGGCUCCACCAGGGUCCCACGCCUCCCACUCUGCAUGCAUGGUGGACGCUGCUGCCGUGGCGGCGCUGCCAGCCGGUCUGCGGGAACGCGUGGAGCACCUGGUGUCGCAGCUGCGUGCGGUGGAGCAGCGGCUGGGGCGGCUGCAGCACGCUUGCCAGCACGGGGUGCAGGCGGGCGGGCGGAAGCUGCUGCUGCUGCUGCUGCAGCUGAUGUGGAGCAACCUGCGGAGGCACUACCGGGCUGCUGCUGCGGAGGCGGCGGAUGUAGGAAGGGGGCAGGCAGCUGGAAGGAGAGCAGUAGCAGCAGCGGGAGUUGGUGCGGCAGGCGCCGCAGAGCAGCUUGGGGGUCACGAGUGUCCCAUGGGUCACCUGGCGCGAUUGCGGCGACGGCAGCGACGGUAUGAGGGAGUGUUGGCGGAGCUGGCUGCCGGUCUAAGCGAUGAAGAGGAGGGUGGGGAUGUGGAAGAGGCGGGGUUAGGGGAGGGCUUUGACGCAUCGCUGUUGUCUUUGCAAGGGCGGAGAGCAACAGGGGCAGAGUCAGCCAGCAGGCAAGGAGGCGUGCCGCAUGAGGAGGCGGCGGGGCAGCGGCAACGGCGGCGACAGGGCCGGGAGUCAGGGGGACAGCAGGAGGUGUUGGGUCAGAGCUCUGGGAUGGAGGCGCGGAGGUCGCUGACUGCUAGCGCUGCUGCUGCUGCUACUGGUAAGGUGGCAGCUGCCCAUGCAACACCGGCACGGAUGGCAUCACAGGUUGCCGCAGCCGGGUCGGCAACGGCAACCGGCGCAAGAGCAACAACAGAAGAGCGGCUUGAAGGUGACAGGGAUGCGGCAGCAGCACCGCGUGUUGCCGGCAGCAGCAACAGCAGUGGCAGCAGGCCCCAGGUUGCCCGCCUGCCUGCGCCGGUGCCCGCCUGCCCUGUAAGCACGUUCGCUGCCGUGGAGCACACGAGCACACCCGCACCACCUCACGCCCGGGCAUCCCCACACCACACCACACCGGCACGACCGACACCCAUUCCUGCAGCAACGCAGCAGCCACACGAACCCAUGACGGUUGUUCUGGACUACGCUGCUGCUGCCGGUGGUGGUGGUGGUGGUGCUGCUCCUGCUGCUGCUGCUGGUUGUGGUGGUGUCGGUAGUCAUGCCCAUGGCGGCGGUGUUGCAGGAACUGACAGCGGCAGCGGCUUGGAAAGCGGCUGCAGCAGUGGGUGCAGCAGCAGCAACAGCAGCUGUUGUUGCAGCUGCGGUGCGGCGGACUGUCGGGCGGUGCGGGAGGAGCAGGCGGAGCAGCUGCAAGCGCUGCAGUGCCAGCUGUCCGCCUGCCGCGCCUCCCAGUCGGAGCUGCAGGGGGAGGUGGGGCGGCUGCUGGACAUGCUAGCACACUCGCGCAGGGCGGGGGAGCAGGCCGUAUCCUCCCUGCAGUCCCAGCUGUCGCGCAUGCGGGGUGAGGCGGGGGCGCUAGCUGGGCUGGGGCCGGAGGAGCUGGGGCGGCUGGCGGGGGAGAUGGAGGCGGCGCUGGGCAGGGUGCGGGCGGCGCAGCUGCAGGCUGCCGCCGCUCGCGAGCAGCAGUGCCCCGUGUGCUGGGAGCGGCGCAAGGAGCUGGUGUUCGGGUGUGGACACCAGACGUGCGGGGAGUGCGGGGAGAGGUUGAGCGCCUGCCCCAUCUGCCGUACAACCAUCAGCAUCCGGAUUCGGGUGUACGGAUGAUGAAUGGUUGGACGGAUGGGUGGAUGGCGGGGACAAACGAGGAUUGAACCGUGCGGAGGGUGUGUGCGGGUUGGUCGGAACCAGCAGCAACCAGUUCCACAUCGGAGAAGCAGAUUAGGAAGGACGGGCCGGG